AUGGCCGACGUCAAGACAAGCCCUGCCGAAAAGAGCGGGCUGGCCGAUGCCAACACUCGACCACUUAGCGAAGUUGUUGUCACCACUGAAUCCCAGUCCAUGGAGCACUACCGAGCGACCGUCCCAUUGUGGAAACGGAUUCUGCAACAUAGUCUCACCCAGAUGAUGCUUCUCAGUGUUCAGGCUUUCUGUGGGCCAGCCAUGGCCGACGCAAUUGCUGGUCUCGGUGGUGGUGGUCUUGCGACUCCUCGUGUGGCCAACAUUGCCACUUCUCUGACCUAUGCUUGUCUAGCCUUGAUGAAAUGGGCCCUCGUUAUCGGCUCUAUGUCUUUCCCUGUUUUGGGCUCCUCAUAUUAUUGCAAUAGCAAAUUCGGUAACCAAUGGUAUCUUAUUCUAGCCGGCGCUAUUGACGGCAUUGGCACUGGUUGCUGGUACGUUGCGGAAGCCGGAGCCAUCAUGACGCUCGCCCCUUCCGGUGCGCGUGGCAAGUACUUGGCUCUCUGGAUCGUAUCCCGCAACCUGGGGCAGCUUGUAGGAGGUGCUAUCAACCUGUCAAAGAACUAUGAAGAAGGUGUUAGCGGUGGUGUUACGCCUGACACGUAUCUUGCCUUUGUUGCCAUCGAAUGCCUGGCUUUGCCCUUCGCCUUUUUGAUCAGACCUUUUGAACAUGUUGUUCGAUCUGACGGGAGCCGUAUUGUUGUAGCAGAGCCACUUACCACCAAGCAGGAAAUCAAGCAGAUUUCGAAAACGAUUACCUCAAGACUUAUUCUUCUUGCGGCGCUAUGGGCUCUUUGGUCUUUCUUUUACGGUGGUUCUUGGUCUACUUAUCUUGCUAUUCACUUUUCCGUUCGCGCUCGCGCUCUCUCCUCGCUCAUCUCGCCGUUUUUCUGCAUUGUUGGUUGCUUUGGUCUUGGGUUCAUUCUCGAUAUGAAGCAUCUCAGUCAGCGCCGCCGUGCCCAGAUCGGUCUCGGUGUCGUGGUUAUUCUCAAUGUGGGCGUUUACAUCUGGUCCAUCAUUAUGGAGUCCAGGUUUAGAAGCGACGAUCCGGGUACAAUCGACUGGAAAGACCGCCUCUACCCAACUGCUUUCCUGCCCUACUUCUUUGUACAGACCACCGGCCCCUUAUCUCAGUCGUACAUGUACUGGCUUCUGUCCUCCUUUGCCUCCAAUGCUCAGGAAAACGUGCGCAAUGGCGCUGCCUUCCGGUGUCUCGAGGCAAUUGGUCAAGCCAUCGCCUAUGGCAUGAACACUCAAACAGAAAGUGAUCCUUUGAUCGGAUUCUGCGUAUCGUUUGGCUUGCUUGCCGCUGCGCUGGUCCCAAUGACUAUUCUUGUAAACUCGACACCUGACCACAUUCCCGCCGACGAGAUAGCCGAACAGCAGCGAUACGACGAGAAGGUUGCGGGUGUUGCGGUACGCGAAGAUGACGCUUAG
Molecule: messenger RNA, 1434 nt
Organism: Clonostachys rhizophaga
Lineage: Eukaryota; Fungi; Ascomycota; Sordariomycetes; Hypocreales; Bionectriaceae
Source: the annotation of a GenBank genome assembly